AACUUGUUCACUGGUCAUGGCCACAUGGAUUACUUCUUGGUUCUUCAACAUGAGUAGACUAACCCAUCUUGGUAAUUUCAAACUCCUCGCCAACUCCAAUAAAGAAAGAAAGACAAACAAAAGAACCCCACGCUCACUUCCACACACACUUGUGCUUCUCUUAACCUUUUUGCCUUCUCUUGCUGCAUUCAGAGCACAAUAUGGCUUGUACUUCGCUACUCAUAGGAUUCUAAACCGGUGGAUCUGACGCGACACAACACAACUCAUGAUAUGAGUUUGUGACUCUUUCCUUCCUUAAACUGUUGUUUCUAAAACUUGAAGCCCGAAAAUCCAAAAUGGUUUUUCAACUUCUUCUCACUAAUGGCCAUAGGGUGUGCUAACACUUGAGUUGUGAGUGUUGGUGGUUUUGAAAAAUAGGCUCGUGUUGUUUGUGUUGAAAUGGGUUCAAGUCGAAGCAUAGAUUUUUCAAAGUGGUGGGGUGUUAAGGAGAGUUCGAGUUCUAGUUCAAGGAAAGGGAACCCGGUUGUGGUGACUAUGGAGAACCCCAAUUACUCUGUGCUUGAAAUAGAUGCUCCUGACUCAGCAUUUCAGCCACUUGACAAAGACAGAGGUAAAAAUGCACAGCAGUUCACAUGGCUUCUGUUUCUCAAGGCUCAUAGAGUUGUCGGUUGCCUUGCUUGGCUUGGUAAUUCCCUUUGUUCAUUGCUCCAUGCUGCUAAGAAAAGAUUGUUUUUGGGGCACGUGGAGACGGAGAUGUCUGCCAAGGCAAAGUUUCUGUUCCGUGUAAUUCUUGCAUUCUUGGUGAUGGCUUUGGCAUUUUUGUCUUUUGAACUCGUUGCUCACUUCAAAGGGUGGCACUACUUUCACCACCAUAAUUUGCACCUUCCACAAACUUUGGAGAUCAAAGGGUGGUUUCACACUGCAUAUGUUAGGUGGUUGGAGUUUCGAUCAGACUAUAUUGCUCCUCCAAUUCAAUCUCUCUCAUCCUUCUGUAUUCUUCUCUUCUUAAUUCAGUCUGUGGAUCGAAUGCUUCUCUCUCUAGGUUGCUUUUGGAUCAAAUUCAAGAAGAUUAAGCCCGUCAUUGAUGGAGAUCCCCUCAACUCACAUGAUUUGGAAGGAUCCAACGAGGAAUAUCCUAUGGUACUUGUUCAAAUUCCCAUGUGCAAUGAGAAAGAGGUAUAUGAACAAUCUAUUUCCGCAGUGAGCCAACUUGAUUGGCCAAAAGAUCGGUUGCUUAUUCAAGUUCUGGAUGACUCUGAUGAUGAGAGCAUACAGUGGUUAAUCAAGGGAGAAGUCUCUAAGUGGAGUCAAAGAGGUGUCAACAUAAUCUACCGUCAUAGGAUGUUUAGAACUGGCUACAAAGCGGGUAAUCUAAAGUCUGCAAUGAGCUGUGAUUACGUGAAAGAUUACGAGUUCGUUGCAAUUUUUGAUGCUGAUUUCCAACCAAAUCCAGAUUUUCUUAAGCAAACUGUUCCACACUUUAAGGGCAAUCCUCAGCUGGCAUUAGUCCAAGCUAGGUGGGCUUUUGUAAACAAGGAUGAGAACUUACUGACAAGACUCCAAAAUAUUAAUCUGUGCUUCCACUUUGAGGUUGAACAGCAGGUUAAUGGGGUCUUCCUUAACUUCUUUGGUUUUAAUGGAACUGCUGGUGUUUGGAGAAUAAAAGCACUUGAAGAAUCUGGUGGCUGGCUUGAGCGAACAACUGUAGAAGACAUGGAUAUAGCAGUCCGAGCCCAUCUGAAUGGUUGGAAAUUUAUCUUUCUCAAUGAUGUAAAGGUGCUUUGUGAGCUUCCUGAAUCAUAUGAAGCUUAUAGGAAACAGCAACAUCGAUGGCAUUCUGGUCCUAUGCAACUCUUUCGUUUGUGCCUUCCAGCCAUAAUAACCUCCAAGAUUGCCUUCUGGAAGAAAACAAACCUAAUAUUUCUAUUCUUUCUGCUUAGAAAGCUAAUCCUCCCAUUCUAUUCUUUCACAUUAUUCUGCAUUAUUCUUCCUUUGACAAUGUUUGUCCCAGAAGCUGAGCUUCCUAUCUGGGUUAUUUGUUAUAUUCCUGUAUUCAUGUCGUUCUUGAACAUUCUUCCUGCCCCAAAAUCCUUUCCCUUCAUUGUACCUUACCUACUAUUUGAGAACACAAUGUCAGUAACCAAAUUCAACGCCAUGGUAUCCGGUUUGUUCCAAUUAGGAAGUUCAUAUGAAUGGAUAGUUACGAAGAAAGCAGGUCGGUCAUCAGAGGCUGACCUAUUAGCUGCUGAAGAAUGGGAUUCAAAGGCCAUGAGUCUCCAACUUAACAGAGGGACUUCUGAUAGUGGACUUGCUGAGCUUAACAAAAUAAAGGAAAGCCAAGAAACAGUUCCUGUAAAGAAAACGAACAAGAUAUAUAAGAAAGAACUUGCCCUUGCAUUCUUAUUGCUGACUGCUGCAGUUAGGAGCCUGUUAUCAGCACAAGGCAUGCACUUUUACUAUUUAUUGUUUCAAGGUGUGUCAUUCCUCCUUGUGGGUCUGGAUUUAAUUGGCGAACAAAUGAACUAGAGGAUCAGAAAGAUGUGUAAAAUACAAAUUUGAUUGUUACAAAGUUGAAUAAUGAAAGAAGCCAACCAAUAUGAAUUGCUUUAAGAUAGUUGGUUUGGCAGUUAUAUUCAAGUUGUCUGAAUAUGGCUCGGGUAACAUGCUGAAGUGAAAGCUACCCUGGGUCAUAUCAUAAAUAAGUGUUAUUCUUCAAGUGCAUUUAUAGAUUUUUUUUUUCCUGGCUUUACUUGUCCAUGUAUUGUUGUCCAUCACUGUACAACCAUUUUUCUUUCCCUUUUCAAUUUUCUGUGACGUUGAGCUGAUUCAUUUUGUGUCUGUAUAAUCUGCCAUCAUGUUGCUUGCAUCA
Cajanus cajan (pigeon pea) is the source of this 2869-nucleotide messenger RNA. Its product is annotated as putative xyloglucan glycosyltransferase 5. Gene Ontology annotation, cellular component: Golgi apparatus. Gene Ontology annotation, molecular function: glycosyltransferase activity. The record is from RefSeq and is a predicted model, not a curated record. Lineage: Eukaryota; Viridiplantae; Streptophyta; Magnoliopsida; Fabales; Fabaceae.